AUGGCGCCGAAAAUUGAUCUCAGGAAUAUCAAGACCCCUAAGGGCACCAGGGACUGGGAUGGCAAGGACAUGGUCAUUCGCCAGAAGAUCUUCCAGACCAUCACCGACGUGUUCAAGCGCCACGGAGGCGUGACAAUAGAUACUCCCGUGUUUGAGCUGAGGGUAAUGAUCCUUGUUCUUGGGGUAGAGUCCAUGUAUGGCGAGGACAGCAAGCUGAUCUACGACCUCGCUGAUCAGGGAGGAGAGAUUUGCUCAUUACGCUACGAUCUUACCGUCCCAUUCGCCAGGUGGCUCGCCAUGAACAAAACCGUCCAGAAUAUCAAGCGGUAUCACAUCGCCAAGGUUUACCGGAGAGAUCAGCCUGCAGUCACGAAGGGUCGCAUGAGAGAGUUCUACCAGUGCGAUUUCGAUAUCGCUGGUGCCUACGACUCCAUGAUCCCCGAUGCCGAGAUCCUACGAAUUAUUGUCGAAGUUUUCGAGGGUCUAGGCUGGAAGGGCAACUUCACUAUCAAGCUGAAUCACCGCAAGAUUCUGGACGGCAUAUUCGAAGUCUGCGGUGUUCCCCAAGACAAAAUUCGAACGAUAUCAAGUGCUGUUGACAAGCUCGACAAGUUGCCUUGGUCUGAUGUCCGAAAGGAGAUGGUCGAGGAGAAAGGCCUACCCGAAGAUGUCGCAGAUCGAAUCGGCGAGUGGGUUGUGCUGAAGGGCGCCGGCACCCUAGAGAAAUUACAAAAGGAUGAAAAGAUGGCCGCAAACGAGUCGAUGAAGGCCGGAAUGGCGGACAUGGAGCGUCUCUUUGCUUAUAUGGAGUGCUUCAAAGUUUCGGAUGCGGUGUCAUUUGACCUCUCACUUGCACGAGGACUGGAUUACUACACAGGAGUGAUUUAUGAAGUCGUCACGGAAGGAUCAGCACCGAGCGUUGCCCCUUCAAAUGAGAAGAUUGAGGCCGUCAAGGCGCCAAAGAAGAAGAACUCGAAAGAUCCUGAUGAGGACCGUUCUAAUGAUCCUAGCGUUGGAGUGGGUAGUAUUGCUGCUGGCGGACGAUACGACAACCUUGUUGGCAUGUUUGGCAAGACUCAGGUCCCUUGCGUCGGUAUCUCAUUUGGAGUCGAUCGAAUCUUCAGCGUGAUCAAGGCAAGACAGGCAGAGAAGAAGGACCAGAUCCGUGCCAAUGAAGUUGACGUCUUCGUGAUGGCCAUGGGAGGCAAAGGAUUUACUGGAAUGGUGCAAGAGCGCAUGUCAAUCUGCGCGAAACUAUGGGAGGCAGGCAUCUCGGCCGAGUUUCUCUACAAAGACAAGCCGAAGUUUCAAAAUCAGUUCAAGGCUGCAGAGGCCAAUGGCGUUCCGUUUGCGCUCAUUCUAGGAGAAGACGAGAUGGCUCAGGGCCAAGUCCGCCUCAAGGAGAUGGGUCUGCGAGAGGGGCACCCCGAGAAGGAUGGUGUCCUAAUCCCUCUUGUUGAUGCCGCUGUGGAGAUUAAGCAGCGUCUGGCAAGGAAACACAAGGUGGACGAGUUGACUGCACAAGCGGAGGGUCUGCGUGUUGUAGAUGGUAUCAAGGGCGAGGAUGUCAAAGCUGCGGAGGGGGUAGCGGUGACCGCUGAAGGAGAAGCUGCUAUACCGGCAACGGAGGCGGCAUCAACAGAACCGCCAAGCUCGGCUCCUGCUUGA
This is a messenger RNA of Phaeoacremonium minimum UCRPA7, 1668 nucleotides long. RefSeq names its product putative histidyl-trna synthetase protein. The transcript is spliced from 6 exons. Gene Ontology annotation, biological process: mitochondrial translation. The record is from RefSeq and is a predicted model, not a curated record. Gene Ontology annotation, cellular component: cytoplasm; mitochondrion. Lineage: Eukaryota; Fungi; Ascomycota; Sordariomycetes; Togniniales; Togniniaceae. The coding region runs from base 1 to 1668 and encodes 555 amino acids.